UGGGCUGAUGGGAGAGAUGUUGCAGAGGGAACAAAUCAGUGCCAAAGGAAAGGGGUGAGACAGACCCUGCUGAUAGGAAAGCAUCUCAUGUUGCAGAAAUUUGCCUAAAAGCCAGAAAGACAAAGGAAUUUUGUCGCAGUUGAGUGAAGGGGGAGACACUGCUUGGAGUAAUCCACAGACCCCGUGCUGGGGUGGUUAUAAAUAACCUUGUGCAUUAGGACCAGAAGGAUCACACAGGCUAAUCAGCUGUGGGAAAGCCAAGCAAAGGGCUCAUUCUGCUUAGCAUAAGGGGAUGCAGAGGGAUGGGUGCAGGCAACGCACCCAGACAGGGCUGUACACCCGCUGGGCUGCCCGGGGUACCAAGUAGGAAAGUCAUUUACUGACAGUAUUUUAGCCUCGGAAACGUUGUCCCUUUCCAUGGGGAAGCUCUGACCCUGCAGUGCCCCUGCCCCUGAAACGCUGUGGGUCUGGCACUGCCUGUCCUGGCUGUGACGCUGCCCCACGUGCUGCUUUGUUCUCUGGGUUAUGAAACACUUUGGCCCCGCUCGGGAGUAGUGAACGUGUCUCCGGGCACUGGAGGGCUCUCACGGCCACUUCCUCGUGGGAGGAAUUUAAGCUCUGAUAAGGGCACCUCUGGCUUUGGGGCUCUGAUCCCACUGCUGGAUCACCACCAGCAGCCACACACAUUCCAUCUUUUGGCUACUUUUAGCCCAGAUUUUCCUUAAUUUCCCAAAAGACUUGCCAUGGGAUUUCCUACAAAACCCCUCUUUUCAGCCUUGAUAACGCUUUCCUCCCUCCUUCUGCAGCGCUGCCAUUAACCAGAGAUACUUCGAGUGACAGAAGUUCCCAGGUCUGGUUACAAACAAUCCCCUGACACCGGAUGGGAGCCCAAAUCCCCCUCCAUGUCCCAUUCCGGGCUCCGGUGGGGACCAGGGACAGGCGCUGCCGCCAGAGGUCCCCGCACACCCGCGGAAGAGCCGCUCAGGACGACGCGCUCCGACGGCGCUCAGCAUCCAUCCGCACCUUAUUUGGAGAUAUUGCCUUUUUCACCCAGAUUUAGUGAAGUUUUCCAUCAGUCCCUUCAAAAGCCUCAUUCUGCGCCGGGUCGGCUCGCACCGUACCGCUCCCAGUCCCCCCUACGGGACUCGGCCAUCCCUUAACGCUGCGGGGACACAGCUUGCCCCGCGGCAGGGACUUCACGGAGCAGCUCCUGACACCCCAAGUGCCUCCGGCCAAAGCCCCGCUCCCGUUGUUGGGAAGCUUUGCACCCUUCAUCUGCUUUUCUCCAGCCAGGGAAGCAUAAAGCCUGUCUGCCCCUCUUGGCUUGCAGAUUUUAACUGUCUUCUUCUUUCCUCUCCAAAGUGUGUCACUGCUCUGCUGGCCCAUAGGAAGUCAGAUGAUGCAGGAAAGCUCUGCAUCCACCGCCCCCCUCUCCCUCUUUCUACCUGGUGGUGAGUGGUGAAACACAGGGCCAGGUGUCUGCCCAGCCCCUGUUGCCAAACCAGAGCUGAAUGCUCAAGGAAGAAUACAUGAAACAGCACAGAUAACGAUUUUUACCCUACGAACAAAUUAAUUCCUACUAAAUAUUUCCUUUUCCAUGCCUUCUCCUCCUGUAAGCUAAACACGCUUCCCCUGCCCAGUUUACAAUCCUCAAGCUUAAGCUGUAUCUGACAGAUAUUAAUGUGCUUUCUGGUGAUGUUGUUAUGGGGUAUUUAUGACCCUAUGCUUGUUGGUUUUCCUGCAGUUCACACGGGUUCAGAAUGAGCCCUGCAAGGUGGAAGCACUCCCUCCAUGCACAUCACACGUUUCAGAGCCCACUCAAUCACUCCUGCAUUGCAAAUAGAGCUUCACAGCUCCUGCUGCUGCCAGCUGCACAGCUGGGCACGGGGUACGUUCCCUCCUGAAUUCUCUCAUUAUUAAUAUCACAAACCAAGCUGCUCUGAGCACGGUGUCCCAUUAAUCAUUUUAGCUCUGCUGCUUCCCCACCUUGCUUGCCCUCCGUUCUUCGGAGAUGUUCAGCUCUGUGUGCUGGAGGGAAGGACCAACGUGAGCACAAUGGGGAUGAGGACACAUCUGCACAGCCACAGCUGCAUUACAGCAUGCCAGGGUGCGUGGCAGGGGCUCGAAGGGAGGACAGCCCUAACAGAGGGCCAGAAGAUGUUACAGAGCACCUUACCGAUGUGGCAUAACAUCCUAUUCCGAGUCCCUCAAUUGUAUUGCGUGUUCCUAGGCGUGAGCUGUCAGAGCAGCAUCCUACAACAACCCCAAACCUUUAUGCUCAGUGCCCUUCCCAACCUUCAGAGCAGAGCGAGAUCCUUUCACCAUCACCUUUGCACCAGCGGAGGUGGGGAUUUUGCUUUGCUUUUCAUUUUGCACGAGUCCUUUGCCGGGCUGUUGGAUCGCAUCCAGCAGCCUCUCAGCUCCACUGUGCCAAUGCCACCACGCAGCACUGUGUCCCACCUGGCUCCCACCCCUGUACUUUGCACACUGCAGCUCCCAUCCCCGAGCAAACACUUCCCAGCCGUUUCUGCUGAGUCAGAGAAUGCCUCCGCGAGGGCCGCUGCUGCUUCUCCACGUGGGAAUGCGCUCCCAGGGAAUAAUUACAGGGAGUUUAAACAGGGCCGUGCAGCAGCCAAAUUGCUUCAUGCUCAGGCGCCCGGCCAGUGAGGCAGAGCCCAAAAGCUGCUUUUUGGCACUGUGAGAAAACACUCUGCACCUGCACCCACCACGGGCAUGCAGCACCCAUAGACUGGGAGCACUCCUGGCAUUGCAGCAUCCAAAGUGUCCUUAUGGCUCUGCAGGCCCAACAGAGCAAAGCACUUUGCUGGGAGCAGCUGUAUACUUACUGAGCAUCCAUGUGCACAUCCUCUUCUCAGGGCCGUGCCCACCUCUAGGAGGAUUUUCAGCCCCCCCUGUGCUGGGUUUGGGAGCGCAUCGCGUGGCAGGAUGCUGCUCCCUGUAAUGGGGAUGAUGACAGAGCCGGGGAUUUGUCCCCGCUCUGUGUUUCGAGGUAUAUUUAAAGGUUUUGAAACAUCUUGACUGUGAAAUAGAGAUAAGAACUGGAGGAGACACAAACAGCAGAGGCGUCACUCCCAUUCUUUUCGCAGCUCCCACCCUGCUGCAAAAAUAGCACCAUCAGCAGCACCCAACCCCGUGCAACACACAUGGACACAGCGGUGCUGGGACGCCCAGAAACCAACGUGUAUUCACACAGGAGAAGAGCAAAGCACAGCAAAACCAGUGGGCACCGAGCAAUGGCUCUUCCCUCUGAGAAACAGGAGGAGUGUCUCUGCCUUGACUCAGUUUGUUCCCGAACAGACACAGCCCUCGGACCACACCUGCCCCAUCAGCCCUAAGCGCCCUUAAUACCUCAGCCAGCAGUUUCUAAACCUGAAUUAGGAGAGCAAAUAAAUAAAUAAAUAAACGAAUGAAGUGUGGACUGAUUGCAGUUAAUCAGAUACGCCGCGUCCCCGCUGCCACCCAUCAGCCGGGGGUGUUGGGCAUGGCCAGGAGAGCAUCGCCCAGCGUGGGCUGGGGGAAGCUGGCUUUGGGGACAGACACACGGAUGGGGAAGGGACACACGGACGGUGGCAGCUCCCGAUGAGGCUGGGUCUUGAGAGGGCACAGGCUGCGCUGCCCCUGGCACGGCUCCUGCUUCAACAUCAAAACUGGAGAUAUUGAAGAGUACCCUUCUCUGGACUGCCUGCCUUGCUUUAAGGUGAUAUCUGGUCUCUUUCCCCCUGCUUGGUCUAUGUCCCCUGUGCCACCCGCUGCCUACAAGCAUGGUGAUUGAAAGUGCCAUGCCUUGGCCACGGUGCUGGUCACACAGAGCUACACAUGGAAUGACUUCUAGGGAUCAGGCAUCCUACAGAUCCUUUCAAUCAACACAUCCUGACAUCCCUCACAGCCAGAAAAGCUCGUGAACUCCCCAGCAUCAUCAGGCACUCACAUGACAUUCAAGACCCCUACAUGCAUCUCUUGAUGUGUCAGAGAUUGCUGUCCUCCAACAUUCAGCUCAACAGAUCAGGACCACGAGUUCCUACUGAUGCUGAUCCUCCCUCCUUAGAGCUGGGCUCCAUUAUCCAUUAUCUUCCUACAGUUCUCCACCUUUGCAUCCUAGAUCCUUUUCCAACCAGACCUUGAAUUUCCAGACAGCUCACUGUUACCAGGACCCCCAGACUCCUGCACAAGCUCUUAAGCCACCAUUUGAACAGAGUCUCCCAUGAGAGCUCCUAUCACCACCCCAUCAGCACAGUGUAUCAAUAUACUCUUCUUUCCUCCCACCCAGGUAACAGUGGAAGAUGGAAAGGUGUUUGUUACAGCCAAAAAGAAGGAUCUUGAAAGCAGCCUGAGGGUGAAGGACAUGAGCAAACGAUGCCUUCUCAACAGGAACACGAUGCUUCUCCUGGGGGGAGGUGUGGCUGCCCUGACCUGUGCAGAGACACUUCGCCAAGAGGGCUUUACUGGCAGGAUCAUCAUGGCCACCAAAGAGAAACAUGCUCCGUAUGACAAGUCCAAACUGAGCAAGGAAAUGAACUUAAAAGCUGAGGACAUCUACCUGAGGAAACCUGAAUUCCUAUGUGCUCAUGGCAUAGAGCUCUGGACAGAGAAAGAGGCAGUGUCAGUGGAUUUCCAGAAGCAGAAGGUCCACUUCAUGUAUGGAUCCUCUCAGAAGUACAACCAGCUGCUCAUUGCAACAGGUGGACACUCCAGCUUCCUCAAAGUCCCAGGGGCAGACCUGCAGAACGUGUGUCAUCUUCAAACCCCGGAGGAUGCUAGCAAGGUCUUAGAGCUGGCAUCUGGGAAGAAUCUGGUGAUCGUAGGAGCUUCAUUCAUAGGAAUGGAGACAGCUGCCUUCCUCUCAGACAAGGCUGCUGCCAUCUCGGUGGUGGAAAAACAGGAGUUCCCUUUCCAGAAAACGCUGGGUCCUCAGGUCGGAGGCGUUGUCUUGAAGAUGCUGCAAAGUAAAGGAGUGAAGUUUUACAUGAAAAAAGAACUCCACGAGCUGAAAGGGAAGGAUGGAAAGGUCGCAGAAGCCAUUCUUGCCAGUGGAGAAAAACUACCUGCGGAUGUGGUGGUGGUGGGAAUAGGGGUGACCCCCAACUCUGCAUUUCUGAAGGGUACCACCAUCGCCAAAGACAACAGUGGUGCCAUCCUGGUGGACCUGCGCAUGCAAACCAACAUCCCAAAUGUCUUUGCUGCGGGAGAUGUGGUUUCCUUUCCCGUAGCACUGCUCAAUGGGGACCACUCCAGCAUCCAUCACCAACAGGUGGCCGAGGCCCACGGUUCCAUCGCUGCCUUUAACAUGUUGAAGAAACAGAAGGAGUUGCACACUGUCCCUUUCUUCUGGACCACAAUGCUUGGGAGAAGCAUCCACUAUGCAGGCUGUGGGAAGGGCUACACCGACACCGUUCUGAAGGGCAGCUUGGAGGAACAGAAGUUCCUCAUCUUCUACCUCAAAGAUGGCUUGGUGACAGCAGCUGCCAGCCUAAACUGUGACCCCGUGGUGUCUCUGAUUGCAGAAGUUUUAUACUUGGGGGAAAAGAUUUCAAAGGAAGAAGCAGAGGCCUACGAUAUCAACAACAUAUGCUUGUGACAGCAAGCUAAGCUUCAUCUGUGCACUGCCACAGGGGGCACAGCGUCAACCAGGAGUUAAAGCCCAGCUUGGUGCAAGAGAAAUAAAGCAGAAGCAAAGCUGGA
Molecule: messenger RNA, 5700 nt
Organism: Gallus gallus (chicken)
Lineage: Eukaryota; Metazoa; Chordata; Aves; Galliformes; Phasianidae
Product: apoptosis-inducing factor 3-like
Exons: 16
Coding region: 4223-5596 (457 amino acids)
Cellular component (GO): cytoplasm
Molecular function (GO): 2 iron, 2 sulfur cluster binding; flavin adenine dinucleotide binding; oxidoreductase activity, acting on NAD(P)H
Source: RefSeq, a predicted model, not a curated record